AUGAUAAGUUCGAGCCAGAUCGAGGAAACCGAAGAAGAAGCGCGAAAUCUGGAAAUGCUGAGCAGCGGAAACCAGUUCAUCGUCCAGUUCGUCGAUUUCUUGCCGAUGGAAAGGCCGGACUGGUUCAAGCUCACUUCGAUUUCGUUUCUGGUCAUGGAGUUUUGCGAGCUUGGAAGCUUGAGCGACUGGAUCGGGCGAAGAAAGCAGCAAGGGCGAUGGACGAGCGCGGAAGAAGUGGCUUUGAUCGGAGCUCAAAUCAUUUCCGCGCUGGCUUUUUGCCACUCAAGGGACAUUGCGCAUCUGGAUGUCAAGCCGCAAAAUGUGUUCAUCAAAGGAGAUGGCAUCACUAUCCGGGUCGGAGAUUUUGGAAGCGUCAUGCACUUGGAGUCGAUUGAAGCCACAAUUGAAGGAACCAGGACUGAUGGAGUCAAGAAUACGCUGAUUUACACUCCUCCAGAGUCGUUUACCGAACCACUUAGAAGAUCAGCUCGCCUAGAUGUUUGGGGAUUCGGCCACAUUAUUCAAGAACUUUUGACUUUUGAGCACGCUUUCUGCCGAGUCGAUGGAAGACCAACAAGAAAUCAACGACAAAUCGUGAACAAUAUUUGCGAUCACAAACGAACAAAACUUGCCGAAAUCCGCGGCGAAAACGAAGAAAUGGUCGACUUCGAAAUUCUUCUCCAAAAAUGCCUGAAUCCUCGAAAACUGCUUCGCCCGGAAAAUGCGCUUCAACUGCGCGGCGAAGCGAUCUUUUGCGAGUUUUUGGAGCGAAUCGAAAGCGGCGAAGCUCCAAAUGAAAUCAUUGCUCCUCCAGAAGAAAUCAUCAGGAGACUGAGGGAAACCAAUCAGCAGCAGGAGGAUUUGAUUGAGGCGCAGAAGAGGAGGAUUCGGGAGCUGGAAGCGAAACUUGAGAAAAAUGAAAAUAGAAAGAGGAAAAUUCGAGAAUUGAAGCAGAUUUGUAAAGAACAACAAGAAAAUGAGCAGAGGUGGGAGGUCGCGGAGAAUGGAUGGAAUCUCAAGUUCAAAGCUGGUAAUAAGGAUUUAGGAGGAGAUGGUUGGCAUCAUCUCUGGAUCGGAAGCAAAGACGGGGGAGUGCGAUUUAAAGCCGUGGUGCAGGAGAUAGAUAUCAAUGGAGACGAGCUGAGCAGAGGAGAGGUCACAAGCGAGCCGGAUGGACAGAAGCAGAAAAUCAAAAGCAAGUGGGUAGGUCGUAGUUGUUAUGUAAGAUACAACAUCACUUUACUGUAA
Messenger RNA from Oikopleura dioica, 1248 nucleotides. Lineage: Eukaryota; Metazoa; Chordata; Appendicularia; Copelata; Oikopleuridae. The record is from the annotation of a GenBank genome assembly.